Molecule: messenger RNA, 1556 nt
Organism: Alosa alosa (allis shad)
Lineage: Eukaryota; Metazoa; Chordata; Actinopteri; Clupeiformes; Clupeidae
Product: protein c-Fos
Exons: 4
Coding region: 139-1269 (376 amino acids)
Biological process (GO): regulation of transcription by RNA polymerase II
Cellular component (GO): nucleus
Molecular function (GO): DNA-binding transcription factor activity, RNA polymerase II-specific; RNA polymerase II cis-regulatory region sequence-specific DNA binding
Source: RefSeq, a predicted model, not a curated record
AACGAGUAGCCUUACAAUAAAACUGCAGAUUCCAGAUGUGUAAGCAGUGAGGUGACAUUACACAAUCAAGGGCUGAAAUUUAUCUAAUCACUCUGCCAGGACGCACAAAUUGACUUAUAUUCCUGCAGAUUUUUAGAGAUGCGUGACUUGAACGUUGACUGCGAUUCCAUGUCUUGCUCCUCUGUCUCCUCCGUUGAAGACACUGUCGUGAUCAACCACCAGCGAUCUCCAGCUGAGUCUGUCUCCCGCGCAUCGGUGUCCUCCGUGCAAAAUGUGCAGGAAUCGGGUAGAGGGAGACCUGUACCAGAUUCUCCUUUUGUUCCAACUGUCACGUCGCAGAUGUCCACAGCAGACACGCAGCCGAUGGUCCAUCCUACCGUCAACACAGUCUCCCCAGCAUUAGGCGCUGCAAGGCACAGAAGAUCACGGUGCCUUUCCCCAUCGUCCUCUUCGGAGAGCGACAGCCGUGAAAAAUCAUCCCGCAGGAAAAGACAAAAAGAUCUCACCCCAGAGGAGGAAGAGAAGAGGAUGCUCAGGAGAGAAAGGAAUAAAAUUGCUGCAGCCAAGUGUCGCAACAGAAGAAGAGAGCUCACAGAGAGAUUACAAGAUGAAACGGACAAGCUUGAGGAGGAGAAAGCCACUCUGCAAGCUGAGAUAGAUAAUCUCAUGAGAGAGAAAGCACAGCUUGAAAUGGUCUUAUCAGCCCACGAGCCCACCUGCAAGAUCACAAAGGAUGAGGAAGAGAUGCAGCAGAGUCCGCAUAGCCCUAAUCAGCACCUGCCCCCAGUUCUUGACCCCAGGAAGGCUCCUGAGAUGCUUCCAUCCCUCCAGGACCUGGAAAUGCAUGCAGGAGGCAUCUCGUCGACCACUGCGAUCUUGGGCAACUCUAAUAUCCUGCUAUGCUCCAGUGCCGUGGUGGCCACAUCCGAGUUAGAGGCCUUCCUGGGAGUGAAGGAAGAGUCCUCGCGGGAGCCUGAGAGUAGCAGUGGAUACGAUGUGGCCCCGGCCGUCCCCGACAUUGACCUCACCAAUUCCCUCGGCAUCUCUGACUGGGAGACACUCUACAAGUCCAUGGCGGACAACUUGGAGAUCCUCAACAGCCCUAUUGUGAUCUCCAGCCCAACGUGUGGCAGUAGCCUUCAUGGGUUUGAGUUCAACUACCCAGAUUUUGACAGUUUGGCAGAUGACUGUGAAUGUGGCGGUCAAACAAAAGGCCGAUCGGAUAUGGUUAAAGAUAUUCUGAACUCCCCCACACUUUUGGCUCUGUAGAAAUUCAGAGUCUGCAGGGAAGGUUCAGGUAGACCAGGGAAACAGGUGGGAGGGGGAUGUUACAAGUUUAUACGUACAGGGUUGUGUAACCCCAUAUCAAUUAUUCUGAUAAUGUUAUAUUUGACUGUGCCUGCACUUAAAAUUGACCUCUUCCAGACACACUGUGUUCGUCUGAGUACUGUUGUUUACAUCAAAUGCAUAUUAUAUAUAUAUAUAUAUAAAUUGUUGUCAUUGGAUCCUCAAAUGGAAAUUGAGAUGUGUUAUCAUAAACUUAGAAUGCACAUAGA